This is a messenger RNA of Pristis pectinata (smalltooth sawfish), 1356 nucleotides long. It is a transcript of the gene gja10b, whose product is annotated as gap junction protein alpha 10 b. Gene Ontology annotation, cellular component: connexin complex. The record is from RefSeq and is a predicted model, not a curated record. Bases 22 to 1356 code for a protein of 444 amino acids. Gene Ontology annotation, biological process: cell communication. Lineage: Eukaryota; Metazoa; Chordata; Chondrichthyes; Rhinopristiformes; Pristidae. The transcript is spliced from 3 exons.
CUGAGAGAUGAAACAGUGAAGAUGGGUGAUUGGAACUUGCUAGGAAGCAUUUUGGAAGAGGUGCACGUUCACUCAACGAUCGUGGGGAAAAUCUGGUUAACAAUCUUGUUCAUUUUCAGGAUGUUGGUUCUUGGGGUGGCCGCCGAAGAUGUCUGGGUUGACGAGCAGGCUGAAUUCAUCUGCAAUACAGAGCAACCAGGCUGCAGAAAUGUCUGCUACGAUAAGGCUUUCCCGAUCUCUCUCAUUAGGUACUGGGUCUUACAGGUCAUCUUCGUGUCCUCCCCUUCUUUGGUUUACAUGGGUCACGCACUCUACCGGCUAAGAGCACUGGAGAAAGAAAGGCAGCGCAAGAAAGCCCACAUCCGAGCCGAGCUGGAAGACACGGAGGCGAUGCUGGAAGAGCACAAAAGGCUGGAGAAAGAACUGAGAAAGUUGGAAGAGCAGCGCAAGGUAAACAAGGCGCCACUCCGGGGUUCACUCUUACGCACGUACGUCCUCCAUAUUUUGACCAGGUCAGUGGUGGAAGUCGGCUUCAUGGUGGGCCAAUGCAUCUUGUACGGAUUUCGGCUUGAUCCCCUGUACAAAUGCCUGCGUUCGCCCUGCCCCAAUACGGUGGAUUGUUUCGUUUCCAGGCCCACAGAGAAGACUAUUUUCAUCGUCUUCAUGCUCAGCAUUGCUGCCUUCUCCUUGUUUUUGAAUAUACUUGAAAUUAUUCACCUAGGCAUCAGGAAGAUCAAACAAGGUCUUUACCUGGACUCAGAGCUAAGUAUCUGCAGAUCCAAGAAAAACUCAGUUGUACAGCAGGCUUGCAUCAUGGCCAAUUCCUCUCCUCACAAACUUGUCCCAACGGUCCUCAGCGGUUAUAAACCUUUGCCAGAACAGGGAGAUCCUGCACAUCUCUCGAUCUGCCUGCCUCCGACGAUGACGCUUGGAGUAACUAAAGAUUACUUCCAAAGGUCCCAUCCUAAUGAGCAUGAUUCAAAAGCAGCGAUACUAUUGAUAAUGCAUUUGGAACAAGCUAAGGUAACUAUGUACCAUGCAAGCCAAUCAGAAAUCCCAGCCACCAUCCGCAAUACUCUUCGCAAACAGAGCAGAGUCAGUUGUUAUAAAGACUAUCUGGAAGAUUGUGGUGAUUCUCAAGAUGGCACCAUGAGGAGGGCAAGCUGCACUGGGAUGAAAUCAAAGAAGAUCUCAGAAAGCACAAUCGCUAGCCGCCCUGAAAGUCCAUGUUCUACAAACGGCUCUAGCACUGAGUCAAAGCAUAAAGAAGAAAGUCCACCUGUUACCCCACCUCCUGCAGGACGCAGAAUGUCAAUGAGCAUGCUCCUAGAGCUUUCUUCCAUCAUGAAAAAAUGA